Scophthalmus maximus (turbot) is the source of this 6668-nucleotide messenger RNA. It is a transcript of the gene hmga2, whose product is annotated as high mobility group AT-hook 2. Gene Ontology annotation, cellular component: chromatin; nucleus. Gene Ontology annotation, biological process: regulation of DNA-templated transcription. The coding region runs from base 401 to 748 and encodes 115 amino acids. NCBI's taxonomy places the organism in Eukaryota, Metazoa, Chordata, Actinopteri, Pleuronectiformes, Scophthalmidae. The transcript is spliced from 5 exons. The record is from RefSeq and is a predicted model, not a curated record. Gene Ontology annotation, molecular function: transcription coregulator activity; DNA binding.
AUCCUCAUUGACUUGGUUCUGCUCUUCGGGGGAGUGUGGAUGCCCGCGCGUCUCGGACGAUCCGCAGCCCACCGAGCUGUCACGCCUCGCCGCCGCAUGGUCCUGCCCGGUGCCGCGGUGCGCUGUAGCCGAGUUCCAGUCGCUGCCGCUCGGCGUCUCACAGUCCGAUGUCCCCGGUGUCCCGUCGUCUGCUCCCCGCUGCUCGUUCCACCAGCGCCUCAGCCCGCCGGACUCUUCCAAGUGGACGACCGACGCGUAAAAGUGCCACUGAACCUAUAGGCACCGGCUCCCUCUGAUAAUUGGUGCUUUGUUUUUUACUUUCUUUCUUUCCUAAUUUGUUUUACUUUGUGAAGUAUUUUUCGUUCACCGGGGGGACGGGGGAGCUGCGGCGCCGGGAACCAUGAGUGGACGCGGGGACGAGGCCGGGGAGAGCUCUGGCUCCCAGGAGCCCACGGGGGCCGCGGAGCCCCAGAAGAGGAGGCCGGGGAGACCGAGGAAGCCCCAGAAAGAGCCGAGUGGAGAGCCUGUCCCCAAGCGACCAAGGGGCCGUCCCAAAGGAAGUAAGAACAAGGGCCCCUCCAAAGCGGCGCAGAAGAAAGCAGAAGCAUCUGGGGUGAAGAGACCCAGGGGACGUCCAAGGAAAUGGCCACAGCAAGUCAUCCAGAAAAAGCCUGCUCAGGAAGAAGAAGAAGAAGAAGAAGAAGAGGAGGAGGAGGAGGAGGCUGGAGAGUCCCCAGAGAGGGACUAGGCUUCCACACCGUCAAACCUCUACCUCAUUCAGCUGUCAGGUCUUUCAAAGGGGAAAGACUGCAUUGACCACUUAUUUUUUCCCUUUAUCCAACAUUAUUCUACUUCAGUUAGAGAAUUUCCAAUAUCCAGUUGAUCUUUCAGUUUUCAGCCUUUGUGUGCGUCCACACUGAUCUGUCACUGAAUAGGCAGAAAUGCUCUGCAUCUUUAAGUUCCUCUGAUACAUUUCCUUUACACAGAUCACUCAGAACGCAGCAGCAUGGGGGAGCAUCAGAAAGAAACUCAGUAAUCGUAUCUUUGCUGGCUCUUACUGGCUGAUCACAUAAAAGUUCAUCUCCAGACAUUCUGCCUUUCAGAAACAGGCAGAAACAGUACAGCAAAACUACACUCCUCAACAAGAAUACUCUAAAACAAACAGAAACCGGCAGCCAUAAUCAGUAUGUAUGGCCCGCGACCCGACAAUUGGGGUUUGUGGUUGAGGAUCCCUCAAAAACACCAUCAACCGUAUAUGAGUGUGAGCAUUAGCAGACCCUGUCGCACACCCCAUCGUCGUUGACUGAUUCUCCAGACGUCGACACGAGAAAAGAGACUGGGACGGUCUGGUUUUGUCAUAAAGAAAUGAAAGAGCAAAUGUCUGCUGUUCCGGUAUUCCAGUGUUGGCUCUAAAACAAAGGAACAAGUCCGACCUUCCCACCAGUCACCCAAAACCAAACUGGUGUUAAACCCCCGAAGACAGGGAGACGCAGAGAUCUUUCCUCAAGGCUGUAGUUUAUCCAUCCUGUUGGCUGAAGGCCAUUUCGAACAUUUUUUAAAGAAUUAUCUCAAAUUUUGAUUUAGAUCCCCAUACAUCAUCUUUAUAUUUUACAAAAACACCAUCUUCCUGUAGGCUAUUUCUCCGACGAUGCAAGGACAACAUUUUUUAAUUGACAAAGCAAAGGUAUUCCAUGGACCAUGGUCCGUACCCAAACAUGCCCUUAAUCAAACAUUAGCUCGAAACUGGUUGUUUCAAUUGGUAACUGAAAUUAAACUAGCGUUCAAUUCGUUUGAUGGAUUACAGUUUCUAAAAUAAACUGACGAAAGGUAUAGCAACAAAGACACGUUUGUUUUGGCCUGAGAGAGGCUGGUGCUCUAGUGCGACAUCUAGUGGCAGCGAAAGUCAUACAAAUAUAACCUGUGAUAGCGAUUAGGCCGUGUUAGACCACAGGGCAGUGUUUUUCAAAAGACAGAUUAGUCAAAUAAUAAUCUUUAAAACUCCAACCAAUCAAUGUAUCGUCUCUGUUUGUUUUGGCUGCUUGAAAAACACAGUAGCUUUUUAAAAAAUUUCACAUAGUGCAGCUUUAAACGAUUUAAGUGAUAACCAGGUCUUUUUUGGAUCUAGUUCCACAAAAUACCCAUACUGACCCAUACCCAUAUUAUUAUUUUCACCUUUUAUCCAGCACAAAGCAAUAUAUGAAUCACUUUAUAUGUGACACUUUUCAUUUGCCCCAUGCACUUCAGACCAUGUGCUCAGAUAAAAUAGAAUAAAGCCCAUUAUGGCCCCCAAACUGCUUAUCUGAAAGCAUUGAAUCUCGGGACGUGUCCAUGGUCAGAGAACGUUCUAUAAGAGGGAAUCAAGAUCACAAAACAAUUGUUCUAUUUAGGUUAUUUCCAGAAAAUCAACAAAAAUAUUAAAGAGGAAAUAGUCUAGUCCAGCAGUGCCUCAAAUAGGUGUUCUCAGCUUUAUUUCGAUCAACCUAAAGUCAUGAAUUAAGCCAUGAUGAUGAUGGUUCGGGUAAGCCUGGUUUAGCCUGAUAGAGCAGAACGUCAUUGCGCCACCUGAGCUCUGCUUUGCUCUCCCUGUCGUUGGUGGAGUUAACACAUCUCUAGAAAAGGAACCAGAACCCCCUCACACUCAGUCGGGUACUCCACAACCAAGCUCGGACUACUGUUCGCUCAUCGUUCAGUUUCUUGUUUGCGCAACGUAGCUUUAAGAAAACCGUGAUUCCAUCACCGUCACACUGCAACGACCUGCAAAAACCUCAAGAAAAAAACCACAAGAACAAACCACACAUUACCUCUUGACACACUUGAUACCUGGAUUCAGCAGCGGUGUGACACUGAACGUCUCAUAUCACACUGUAACCCCAGGGAGCCCUCGGUUCAAGGAAACCCGAUGGUAUACCAGCGCUCUCUGGUCACUGAUAUGCAAUAUCUUCUCAUGAUUACCAUCUACCUCUGACUCAGCACAACCAGCUCAUGAACGCUGUCGCUCGGUACACACAAAACUGAGUGCGUUCUGAUAUUUGAUAGCGUGUUGUGACUUUAUACUGUACAUUGAAGCGAGGUCCUGCCGGUUGUUCUUGUCAUGGUGGGAAACGGCAAUUUGUCCGCAACUGUUUUGUUUGACUCAGUCAGGUGAACCCCACAUGAUCCACAAAGAAGCAGAAGUAAAAUUUGACAGAGUAUCAUGCAUCAACGUUAAAGGAAAAUUCAGAUUUUUCUUUUCUUUGUUUCUUAUUAUUUUUUUUAUUUUUUUCCCCCACUGGUGACCAUCUUUGGUUAAAGUCUGAAUGUUCAGGUAACAUAACAUUACAAUAUUUUAACCAAAAUAAUUUGUGGAUUUCAGCUUUAACCCCAGUAUCAGGAAAACAUUUUAAAAAUAUCUUCUCAGCAAUGUGACUGUAAGGUCAUCGUAACCUUGAAAAAAAAUAACCCUGAAUUUUCCUUUAAUGGUAGACAGACUCUAAAGCCAUCAGUCCAACAUUCAAAAUGUGCAUAUCCAUAUGGAAUCAUUUUAAGAUCAUGCUUCAAAUAUUAAAGUCAGACUGAGAGUUUUAGCUUCAGCUUUUGGUUGUGUCAAUACAAAAGCAAUAUUUAGUCCAAUCAACUCAAUUUCAAUGUUAAGACAGUCUUUAGAGUUUGUCUCCAUCCACACCCAUGCACUUGGUGCUGACUCGGCUGACAUUUCCUUCUGCCUGUAUUCAGUGGUUUGUUUUUUUUUUAAAUACUGAAAACGCAAAAGCAGCUAACCUUUAUCAAGUACUGUUUUUUUUCUCCUUAUCCACCUCAAUAUUAAUCUGUGUCUAAACAUUGUAAUGGAACUUUGUUUUUCAUUAUCUGCAAACUGGGACCUCUGAGAAAGUGUUAACUUGAAUUUAUUUUGUACUGAUUCACUCAAUGGUUUUAAUACGGAUCAAGUGUAUGUAUGACACGACAUGGUAUAACUACAAAUGUCUUCUUUUUUUGUUUUGAAUAGUUUUUUUUUUCCUGAGUUAUGUACUACCUACAUAUGUACAGUACCUCAAAUAGGCCGAUGAAAAUGGACUAAUCAGUUGACAAAUACCUACCUCCAGUCUUGAAAAAGGAACGAUUUUGCCGGUUUACUUCCAGUGUGAGUUGCAUUGACGUGUAAUACGAUGUACAUCAGGACUACAGAAGCUCCUCACUUAACAUGUUGUAUCAGAUCACUCAAGUUUCCAAGCUCAGUACAUUUAUGUUCUCACAAUCAGAGUGACCUUCAGGUUUAUGGAACAGUUAUGUUUGGAUUUUUGUAUAUUUUCUUCAUGAAUAUUGUCUUCUUGUUUUUAAUUAGUAGAUAUCAAUAUACUUGAUUAGCUGUUUUGUGUACUCCAACACAAAUGUGAUUUCCUUGUCUUGUUAUAUGGUUAAACCAGAUGUAUUUGGAACUGCUUUUCACUUAGUGAUAGACAACAUUGUUUUUUUUCUUUCACCUGUUAUCAUGGCAGCCUUUUGAAAAGUUAACAUGGUAUUUUGAUCUUGGCCAGAGGUAGAACCUCAGAGGGGUUGUGACCUGUCAACCCGCCGUCACCAGCAGCACCAGCAUUGAACACGGGCAACUACCAGAUUAACAGAAGUCGUGGUAAACUCUCACCCGCCAACAACCUGCGCAGUGUUUUAGACUGGAACGAUGCAUUUAGUCUCAAUGCAAAGUACUUUUUUUCUUCUGGUUUACUGAAAUUUGACCCCUGUACUUUGCCCCUUGUUUUUGCUGUCUAUGUUUAUUCAUCACAAUCACAAUCUUAACCGUAGCUGCUAACUAGCUAGUACACGGCCCCUCUGGAAGCACAGUGGCCGCCUGUGUUUUGUGCGACAGUUAAGCCACUGACCAAACUCCAAGUUUUCCACUGGUGAAUAAUUGUACUGGUUGGGCUCUGAGGCACGACUGGCUGAGCCGGGGGCCACGCUGCUCGGCUCGCCUGUGCGUGUUGGUCGCGGACACUCUUGGAUUUUUCAUUUAGGCGUCCAUGCCAAGGAGUCAGAGCAGCCUUGAUGGGCAUCCGAGUGAGGGUCUAAGGUCUCAGUAAAAACAGAUCUGUUGAUGCUCUUAUUAGCAUCAUACUCCAAAUCGCCAGGCAUUCAUCCUGAGCAGACAUACCGUCAACCUACUGCUCCUCCACCAGACACAUUUUCUCAUCCCUGUCAAAGCACAGAAGUUAAUUAUAAAACGAAUAAUAAAUUCCAUUUGGUGUCACAGUCCUGGCAUCGUGUCCAGAGUGACUCACCGUGACAUUGUCAUGGUUCACUCGGACAUGUGAACCGAACAGAGUCAUUGUUAGUGUUAUUGGUAACAACUAAGAUCUUUCGACUGUGAAACAUUACAAAGUAACUAGCAGACUGACAGGUCUGUCAUCAUGGAAGUCUAAAUAUGGUAGAGUAAAUCAGGAGGGACUACGUAACAGUAAUGACAAUGCCACUAACAGUAUCCAAACACUGUGCAGGUGACGGUGUAAGUUCAUGCAACCAGAGCAGUCUAUAAACCGAGAGAAUCACAAGCUGCUGUUAAACUGUGUCGACUGUUAAAGCAGGCUGAUCAGUGGCUUUACACAAAGUGCUCUGAAAAAGAGAGGCUUCAUCAUUUAAUACCACGUGGUAUUAUCGUGUGACCUGUAUCUAGAUUCUAGAUUAGAGUUCAAGAAACAAAAACCCAAAAUGUUUUAAAGGGUAACUACACCAACUUCUGCUAGAAUAAUCUCUCAAGGCAUAUUUCGCAUAUGAAGCUCCAGUGUACCCCAUGCUAAACGAGAUAGGAAAGGAAGCAUUGAAGCUCCUUUCCUAUGCAUUUAGAGAAUCUGAACAGCUCUUAUCAUGGCUGCCGAUAAAAUACUUCCGGGUCACUUGAAGAUUUAGGAAACUACCUGAGCAAAUUUGACAAUUUACUGCAAUGCAAUUGGAGCCAGACAGUGUAGAUCCAGAUACAGACCACAUGACAAUUCCAGAUGUAAAUGGUGUCUACUGAGUUCAAUAAGCUCCAGGCUUCGGACUUCAGAAGUUUCCAUUUCCCUUCGACUCGUGGACUUGAUUUCAGUAGAGCAUAAAAACACCAGCUCUCGUUCUCCGAGAGGCGGCGUUACCUCAGUGUCGGGCAGCACGACUGCAGAAGCCACCAUCGAUGAGUCUUACUGAAGUCGAUCGUCUCUCCUUACGAUACCAUGUUCUAGUACAAUCAAAUACACACUACUACCUCCAAGAAAAGGCCUACUUUUACCUCGUCUUCAAACUUAAAUACUGUUUAAAAAAUUCAGGUGUCUGAGAGCUCACGGAGAACAUCUUAAAGUUUUAUAUAUAUAUAGUUUAUUUUUGUGGGGGAUACAUUUUGUAAGACUGUUUUUCUCUGCCUCUCAGUCACCAUUUGGUGAAACUGGACAUUUACACUCUGAAAAAAGGAAUUUUCUUACAUUAUGCAAUGUUAUGUAGUUCUAGUCUGCGAGUUUGGCUGAGAGACGUCCCAGCGCUCCCUCCGCCUCCACCCUUGUGUAUCAUUUCAAACGUCUUCUACAGUGUCUAACUUUUAUCGCUUUCCUCUAUCCACCUAAUAUUACUUUCUUGACUUCACUACAGAUUUUGCUUGCUUGUUAAACAAAGUCUUUAUAGCUAUUCACUAUGUGUUUUAUUCAGCACAAUAAAAUGUAUGGCAUCCAUAA